This is a messenger RNA of Eruca vesicaria subsp. sativa (arugula), 611 nucleotides long. Lineage: Eukaryota; Viridiplantae; Streptophyta; Magnoliopsida; Brassicales; Brassicaceae. The record is from the annotation of a GenBank genome assembly.
ACAAAAAAUAUGGGGAGAAGAAAUACAUGGGUAAUAUUAACGUAUGUAACAGUGCUAAUGAUUGAAGUCGAAUCAAGUCUUCACAGAGUAGGCGGAGGAAAAUACAACUGGAAUCCCGAUCUUAACUUCUCCGAUUGGGCCAACAACCAACGCUUCUACGCCGGCGAUUGGCUCUUUUUUGGGUUCGAUCGGACUCGUCACAAUAUCCUCCAAGUAAACAAGAGCAGCUACGAGCAGUGCAUCAAUGAUGAUUUUAUAUUCAACGUGACACGAGGAGGACGAGAUGUGUUUCAACUUGUUCAACCGAAGCCUUAUUACUUCAUUUGCGGUAGAGGUUACUGCGUCAAAGGAAUGAAGCUCGCCGUUAAUGUCCUUCCUCAACCGCCGCCUUCAAUUCCGACCGUUCCCAUCAUUCCAGCCUCAACAGCCAAUGCUCUCAUAAUAAACUUAAACGCUUUCACCGCUAUUGCUAUCACCAUUCUCAUGGCCUUCACCUUUAAAGCUUUAUACUUUGACUAGGCUUCACCAUUCUCACAAUCAAUAUGACUAUUACGUUUCUUUGUUGUAUCAGAUUUUGGUGCUUUAAAUUGAAACAAAAAGGCCACUUUUCU